Messenger RNA from Osmia lignaria (orchard mason bee), 2678 nucleotides. Lineage: Eukaryota; Metazoa; Arthropoda; Insecta; Hymenoptera; Megachilidae. The record is from RefSeq and is a predicted model, not a curated record.
UGUGACAAGUCAAUGGAAAAAUAGAAUACAACAAAUGAAGAAGCAAUAAUAAUUCCCCCACGAUAUGUGUGAGGUGUGACGCGUAGGGACAAACAUGCAGAGUACGCGGAUAAUUCAUAACCGGGCAACUUGGGCCACGGAUAGUUGACAAGCGACCGGUGAUGGCCUGCAGAACCAUGCCCGGUGUCUCCGGAGUUAGAUUUUGAACUUAUUGUUUAGAAUGAGAGACUGAGAGGAAGUGACUGGUGACGAAAUGCUUGUAGCAGAAAAAGCAAGCAGUGUGGAUGGAAGAGUCGAGUGGAGUAGACUGGUGAUGAAGCGUGUUCGUGAUUAGUUAGUAUACAUAGUUUAGCCUGGUUUUAAUAAAAUACAUUUGUACGCAGUCUUGUUUUCACGAAACAUUCCAAUCCCACAUAUGUUCCUUAUCUCACCAUUACCCCUCUUCGCACGUUGCGUGCGAAAGUAACUGCGAGUACAAUUCGAUAAACUCCAGAUAUCGAUAACUUUUCAUAGAAAGCAAAUAUAACAUCUCAAGGACGAGACACUUAUGAUGGAUUACGGGUGCUCGUGUCCCAAUCAAAUGGUUACAAUUGUAUCGAUCAAAAUAAAUUAAUCCAAGCAGAUUGUAUCUAAAAAUUAAAAUACUGGAAGCAAUAAUGAUAAGUUUCGAUUGAGUUUGCAUCAGAAUCGAUAUCUACCCUUCUGCGGAAAAAAGUCGACGUAUAAAGGACGAAUCCCUCAAUCUUCUAUCAUUACGAACAGAUAUUAAUAACAAUAUUUAAUCUUUUUAUUAAGGGAAUAUUCCUACUUGAAGGAACCUUACAUUUCUGAAAUUCUAUUAAAUUUCAAGCAAAUUUCGACCCGUCCUCUUUCUUACGUUACCAAGAAUAUUUUACUGAAUUUAUACAUGCAAAGAAUUUUCGUGUUCACCGUGUUUCAUGAGAUCUGUUCCGUUACCAGUCGAUUUUUUUCGUAUUUACUGUUAGUCGAUGAUUUGCUAAUCGUCAAUAUAUGUCCGUCCAUUAUAGGCUGCUUUAGAUGGUUAUGGGGUAAAUGCGAAGGUGUCAACCCGAAUCGUAAUUUUGGAUACCAUUGGGCUGAAGUGGAGGAGGGAGGGACGAGUUUGGACCGUUGCCAUGAAGGCGAUGGCCGAGUACAUCCUGGCCAACAAAGAGAAGAUUAGGAUGUACUUAACAUUGCACUCCUAUUCGCAAAUGUGGCUGGUGCCAUGGGGAUACACGUACUCGAAACCCUCCGACUAUUCCGAAUUAGUGAGUGCAGCGAAAAAAGCUAUCGGUGAAAAUUUCGGAGGUACGACAACGACGAGAGUAAAUAUUUCGUCUAUGUAAACUAGAAAAUAUUGGAUCGUUAUCGUUUUCUGGUUGAUAACUAAUUAGUGGAGCACAAACGAUACCGCCGUACUCGUUAACUAAUUAAAUUGAUUGCUAUUACAUCCAUUCGAUAACCUAGAUACGAAGUUUGCUUCUUGAGAUUAUGGUAUUUGUCACGAUGAUAUAAUAUACACAAUAAAUAGGGUCAUUUUCAAGGUCAAUACACAUCAUUUCUAUAUGUUUAUUAUUACUUUUUUAUUGAUUUACCUUUUCACACUAAAAAUUUCAAUGAGUUUCUAGUUUUACACACCAACAAUUUGAAAUUCACCUGUAACAAAAAAUGAUAGGGCUCUAAAUAUUUUUGCUUCAAUGUGAUGUUUGGACCCUUUUUGGUACUAUUUAACUUUAAUUUUUUAGAUGCUUCUGAUGAUGAGCCAAAGGUGUAGCUGGAAUAAAGUACGCCUACACCCUGGAGAUUUGCGAUUGUGGUACUUACGGAUUUCUUCUUCCAGCGAGUCGUGCCCACAGCUCGCGAAAUCUGGGCUGGGAUCAGGAUGAUCGCUCGUCUAGUCACUUGCAACACGUAAAAUUCAUCGUUAGUAAAGAAAUGGUUUCAGCGUACUGCGGACUCAUGAAUCGUCUCUGGUAUCUGUUUCAAUCAGAACCUAUAUCGUUAAUUUGUUAAUAUCGUAAUAAAGAUCUGUCUGGACUGAUGUUGAUAACUGCUCAACAAAUCGUAUAGAUAAACUGUCCGAUCGUUAUCGAUGAUAACGCUGAAUUUCGUUUCUUUACAACGUCCUUGGAGAUACAGUGUAAAGUUCAGCAGAUUGGAUCUUGUAAAACAUCAUCGAAUUGAUUACCAUGACUAAAAUAAUUACUAGAACAUCAUUUUAAUGAUAUGACUGAUUUUAUCCAUGAGCGAUCUGUAAAUAUUGUAAAUUCUCGGUCUUAGCAUCAAUAAUGUGUAAUUAAAUGUUGAUUAGAGUAUGGUGUAAUUUAUGUGUCAUGUAUUUAGUUAAGUAGGAUGUAUUUAUUUAAUAAAAUUUAAUAAAUACACAGUAAGAAAAAUAUCUUUAGGUAUAAUAUUUUUGGAGUUUCCAUGAUUGCAAUCCAUUUAACAAGUGAACAGAAUUACCUAUCAAGUAAUCAAAAAAGAAACACGAUACUAGAUGAUAAUCGUAACGUACUCGUUGUGGGCAGAUGUAUCUGCUAUAAAAAUAACAUCAAGAGGACCCGUUAUCGAUUACAAUUUUGAAUUAUCACUAGAUAAUGAUGUGUAACACCAUAUAUAAAUCGUAGUUUCAACCUGAUCUCAGAAGUUACUUCGAAACAAGCGAGUAACAAUGU